AUGGGCGUCGAAAAGAAGACUCUGGUCGAGGGCAACGGUGUUGACUACCCUAAGAAGGGCGAGCACGUUGCCAUCCACUACACCGGCUGCUUGUAUGACCCCGAGAAGGCCGAUAACCACUUCAUGGGCAGCCUCUUCGAUACCUCCCACAAGCCCGGCCGUGGGCCCCUUGCCACCCCCAUCGGUGUCGGCCGUCUCAUCCGCGGCUGGGACGAGGGUGUUCCCCAGAUGUCCCUCGGCGAGAAGGCCAUCCUGACCAUCAGCCCUGACUUCGGCUAUGGCGACCGUGGCUUCCCUGGCCUGAUCCCCGCCAACUCUAAGCUUGUCUUCGAGGUUGAGCUCCUCAAGGUCGGCACUAAGAGUGUUUAA
Penicillium psychrosexuale is the source of this 369-nucleotide messenger RNA. RefSeq names its product FKBP-type peptidyl-prolyl cis-trans isomerase. The record is from RefSeq and is a predicted model, not a curated record. Gene Ontology annotation, molecular function: peptidyl-prolyl cis-trans isomerase activity. Lineage: Eukaryota; Fungi; Ascomycota; Eurotiomycetes; Eurotiales; Aspergillaceae. Bases 1 to 369 code for a protein of 122 amino acids. The transcript has 6 exons.